AGGGAAAUGUUUAGUUAUUAGUUCUGUUUGAACCAAAGAUCUCAUGAUUUUACUGGCAUUCAAUUGAUGGGAAACUGCUGAUGUUGAUCCUACACAGCUGUCACAUUGUGUUAAAGAAACCACCCUUCAAGGACUUAUGCCAAGUCAUAUGUUAUGGGAAGUGGAGCACACAGUACAGUAAAGAAAAGCAUAUGACUUAUUGCUACAUUACACAGGACAUUCCCAUACCUCAGUGAUUUUGCAAUAAGACGUGUGAGUGGUCUUUUGUGGUUUCACGCUUGAAAGAAAAGCACAUGAUGGCACUGCACGCAGAUCAUGAACAAGUGAUUACGCUAAAAAGAGAACUGACUUGUUAUGACUAUGACGAAACUCUCAGUGUGUCAGAUCUGGACAGCUGGUAUUACACUUCAUCUGUCACAGCAUGUCAAUACUUAGUGAUUAUGUUUAGCUGUCUCACCUACAAGUACUGUGUGCCCAGCAAGCACACCUUUUCUAUUGUCCACGCUGACUGUGAUUGGCUGAUGGGCUAAGAGGCUGAGGUGUUGCAGCAAAUAGCACAGCUUGUGGGCCGGUCCAUUCUGCAGCUCGAGGGAGGUUAAUGAGUGAAGCCACUGGGCUAUCAGCCAAACAUGAGCAGCAACGCUAAGGCUCCCACAAUGAGCCUGACUGUAUUACCACUGAGCUCUGUCUAAUUAUACACUCCCAGCGAGGGAGAGAGUGACAGAGAGCAUGUUAGGCAGGGGAAAGAAAAAGUUAUUAAAUGUUGCUGUGUGUCAGAGAGACUUACUGAGGGGAUGACUGUAGACUGAAGUUAUAACAGUGAGAUAUAUACAAGGUGUGUGCUAGCAAGGAGAUAGAAAGAGAGAAGGAGAGAGAGAGGGAAGGAGGGGGUUGGAGAGAUCAAGCAAGAGAGAGACAGAGAGCACACUCACUCAGAGAGAGAGAGAGAGAGCAAAGAGGCGUUUAGAAAGUGAGAAGGAGGAGAGGCAGGAAUAGGAUGAAGGGAGGGAAGGCUGAGCAGUAGAGAGGAGGAAGAGACUCGCAGUGUCAAAACUGGAUAUUCCUACGUGCCUGCUGCCGCCUGAUCCAAUGAGUAAACUCUCUGAUACCUGCUACGCAAAGGCACCCGGCAAGGUAUGUGACCACACUGCUUCCUCCUCUGAGUGCGCGCGUGUGUGUAUGAGAGAGAGAGCACAGGUGUGUUGGCAACUUCGAGUGACAGGAUAAACAGACUGGGCUGUGUGAUUCCAUUGCCCCGAAAAAACUGGUUCAUGAGUUACUGUAGGUGCAUGUAUUCUGAGAGUAAGCUAAUCUGAUUAUAGCUAGAAAAUGUGUUUCAAUUGUUUGUGUGUGCGUGCAUGUGAAUGAGCAUGUUGUACAGACUCAUGUAAGUCAGCACCUAUGUGUGUGGGUGUUUGUGUGCGUGGAAGAGAAUAACAGAGAGCGUGUGAACAAGAGGGAGAGUGUGACUGAUCCAGAGAGGAGUGUGUGAGAAAGAUGGAGUCAGACAGAGUGAGAGAGGUGGAGGUUCAUCACUCAGCCUCAGACGGCAGAUCAGGGCUUUCAGAAUUAGAGCAGUGGGCUUAAAUAGCCUUGGUCCAGAGAUAGCAAGGGGGCCCUCGAGGAGCCCACUUAAAUUGGGAGGGAUGGGUAUAAUAUUGGUGAGGGUGGGGUUAGCCCAUGUGGGGGAAAAUUUAGAAAGGGAAUGAUGGAGGAGGAGUAGAGGGGGGAAAAGAUUUGCAGAUGUUGGGGACAAGUCUAGGAAAGAGCUCAUGCAAUCAAAGGCAGGUGCAUUAGGCAUCUGUGAUCUAAGUUCCUAUUCAAGCAGUGUAAGAGAUGCUUUAUAAUUAUUCACUGGAAGAACUUAUAAAGUCCCUUUUAUUAUUUUUUUUAAUUAACUUCAAAAGUCUACUUAGUUAAAGACUUCGAUUUUUUCUGUUUCUGUGUUUUCCUCCUGAAAGCACAGAACAUGUGAGCCAGUUUGUAGUUCCAUUAUUGACUGCUCCCUCCUCAUUUCUUUCCCAUUCGAGAUAGAGAUAGAGGGAGACUCAUACUCCACCAGUGUGCACAGUUAUCAUUUCUGUGUAUCUAUUUCUGCUACAUCAAGCACUGUCCUUCUGUUGUGGUGACAUCCCAUAUGCUGCAUAAAGGAACAUUUCACAGGUUCAAACAAUUCUCAGCUACAGAUGUGAUUGAAGGGAAGCAUAUAACAUUUGUCCCCAUCGACUUAAUUUACUUACUUCAAUUAUGAGGGUGAUUUGCUGGAGUGUACAGGAAGUCUUAUGUCUCAGUGUGAUUGCUUUGAGAGAUGCUUGUUUCUGAAAGGAACGUGAGUUUCAUCUACAAGGUGCAAUCGCUGCUUUGAAUUUGUCAUUUGCAAUUUGAAGCAGGGAUCCUCUGGUGUAUCAGUGCAGGUUCAUGCCAGAGCAGGGCUCUAGUUGUAAAUGGGUGUUUUCAAAACCCAGAUCUCCCGUGUUUAUUUUGUGUUAUAGCAACUUUACAAGUCAAAGCCUACGGCUCUAUGAUAUACUCCAGUGUACAGAGAUGUGCCCUUAUGAAUGAUGUAAAGGCAAACUGAAUGUAGCGAUGGUUCUAUAUAUAUUUUGGGAAAGAGAAAUACAACUUUUCUCUGUGGGCUGAAUUAGAAAUACAGCAUGUUCUCCCAUGCCAUGUUUCUUAGAGUACUGUCACCAUGCAGAGGAGAACAGGCCUCUUGUGGGAGAAGGUUGAGUGGCUGCUGGCCCUUUAAGAGGUCUAUUUUUACAGGGGCACACUCAUGCAUGGAGCGAGGCGCACAGACGAGGCAGUGGCACACGGAGACUGUAUCUGUGCUGCCUCACUUCUGUGACUCCAAACAGCACAUCCUGCAGGACCAUAACCUUGUGACUGAGUGACUGUGAGAGAGUCAUAAAACUUGUGCAGUCCACAGAGGAGCGCGUGUUCUUUUAACACAAGCUCAAACACGAAAAUCAUCAAAACUGGAAGUUACAAGGUUUUCACCCAACAGGGAGACUCAACCCUUUUUUUUCCUCCAAGUGGAUCUCUCUGAAGUCUAAAAGUGAUAAUGAGUGGGAGCUUGCAAUAAAGACACCCUUAUGCACACUGUACACAAAUGUGCCAACAUUCCCACAUACUUGUUUUGAUAUGCAGAUAGCUAUGAAAGAAAUCUGAAAACAUUCAUGCCCCCUUCUUACAAACACAUAAUACACUUUAGUUUACUUAACACCCACACACUCCUCGAAAGAAACCACAAAAGUGAGUACAUUUCAGAACAUUUCAACACAAACGCACAUCCGUGCACUUAGAGGUGCGCAUAGUGCUAUACACCCACGUAAAAAAGAAAAAAAAGAAAAAAAUUACUUAUACAUCCUCAAUAUCUGGACCCAAAAUAAUCUUCUCCUUAUGCAAUCUGCAUGUUAUAUAAUGCAUGGCCUGUCAUUAUCACAGCGCUCCUUCACGCCCUGCUGUGCCUCUCCACCUACAGCACCACGCAGACAGGCAGACACACACACACACACACCCUGCACCUUGUGUUAACAGUCAUAUACUCUACUCUAGCACUCCCACCCACGUUGAGUGUAUGCUCUCAAACAGCUACCCAGAUGAGUGAGAGGGAAAGACGGAGAGGAAGACAUAGAGUGGGUGGGGUAAGGAGACUGAAAGUGAAAGGCACAAAAAGGGAAAACUUACAGAAUGAAGUGUAAAUUCAUGCAGAGACAUGAUUAAAGAAAUCAUAUGUUGCUCAUAUAUACGAGUCACUUUUAAGGCUGAAUUUAAAAGGGGAAAAUUCUGUCUUGAACACUGAAGCGCAUCGUGGAUGCAGUAUUUUAGCAAGUGUCUGAGUUUACCUAACUCCACGUAACCUCAUUUAUGCGUUCAUUUUCUUUUCAAUUUUGUUUAACAAGUUUAUUUUCAGGAACUUAGAAGGCAAGAAAGCAUUCAGGCACGAUGUGUGAGGAAUAAUCACUCUCAUUGUCACUCCAAGUCACACCUAUUGGCAUACAAAAGCUUGCGUGUCUUUGCCAGUCUUGCAUGUCCUCUCAAGGAAUGGACAGGGAGUCACCUUAGUGCUGUCCUACUAUAAACUCAUACAGCGUCUAAUUUAGGAGGCAUAGUGAAAAGAGAAGCUGCGACAUUAGGUAAUUAUUCUGUGAACUUUAUUUCAUUAUGAAGUAGUUCUUCAUUUGUGCCAUUUUUAGUCAGUCAAAGGGACUUGCAUGUCUGCUGUUCCAAGAUCAGCACUCCCACAAUUGGAAUGGUAUGAGAAUUGGCUUGGGAGCUCAGCAGAGGAGCCAGGAGUGUGUGAUGAAUAAUCCCAAACACAGGCAAGUGUUUGAAUACAGUUGACACUGUGCCAGACUGCUUUAAGGUGACAGCACACCUGUUGAUCAGUGUGUCCUAAGAGAUGAAGGUGCAGGGAGUGGCAUUUCAUCGAUGAAUCUCCAUUUGAAUCUGCUUAUUUUUUAUGUUAACUGAAGAUAUGUAUAUGCUUAUAAACCAGUGUAUGUGUGUGGUCAAAAGCAAACUUACAUAUUUAAUCUGCCGGUUAUCCAAGUCUGUUCUUGCUCUUUGUAUAUAUACAGAUCGUUUUCCUUGGCCUUGACAUGCUAACCCUUGUGUAUGAUCAAGCAGUAUGUUCUCCUACUCCUCCACACUUCAUCUACAAUAGGGGUCAGUGACCUUUCAACCGGGCCACCCACCACUAACACCCACAGUUUUUUAGCCAAGCCUGCCGUUCUGCCUGCUGAAGCCCGUGCAAGUAAAAUUGCUCCCUCAGACAGACCCGGUGUGCACAAACAAUAGAAUGCACAGUAUUGGUUUUGGUGUCACUGUACUGAAGGUGUAACAUCUGAUACAUCCUGUAUCAAUAGUGACCUUAAACCCUAUCCGAAAGUGGGAUGUAUAUUACCUUUUCUAUCCGAGCACUCUUCCUACUCAUUUCGUCUCUUUUUCCCCCCCUUUGGUCUUGGAGAAUAUUAAAAUAACUCAUCAAAGCAUCUUUCACUAAUUUAAUUUAUCUUCUUUUUAUGAGCAGACAUCAUCAAAUUGAUGGGUGAUAAAGGUUCUCUCUCAAGUGGAUUUGGGACUUUCCUUGUAUUCAUUUUGAAACGAAGCAUUAAGCCCACUCAAUCAUAUUUCGAUAUAAUUUGCAGCACCCUCUAUAACAAACUGAAUAAGCAUGUGUUGAGUAAAUGACUGUGACCGUGUGUGGCUGGUUGGCAGAUUUGGUGUGGGAGGGGUUGUACAGCAAUAGCAAUAAUGGCAGUGUAUAGCAAUGUUGCCUUGAAUACCAGCAGUGAUAAAGGUACUCUAGACAGUAUAUGUGAAGCCAGUCUAGACAGUCUCUCUGAAAAUGAAUGGCACUUAAGCUACCAACAGGAGACCUGGCCAUGCUCUCUCCAUGGAGAUGUCAUCACUAUGUUUGCUUACAGCUUGCUGACAUUUUUGCUGCUAAACCAGACAACCAACAGAAACCCAGUUUGAGUGGCAGUCGCCAGGGGACAAUGCCAAAAACAACAAAACUUUGGAAUGAAAAGUAAUCCCCCUCCUCUUCAGCCACACACACGCACACACACAGACACUUGUCCUCUCCCUUUCAAGCUCUUUUCACCCCAUCAGACUUCAUCACCCUCCCUUUGGCUUUCCCCUAUUCUCCCGCCUCCACCCCACUCGUAAGCUGAUGAUUUCAUAGCAUGAGAGUACGGCUUGGAUGAAGGGCUCUGAGUCGGGUUAAUCAUGUCACUAAUUCACAAAUUCCAAAACUCUGACUGUUCUACCUGUGAGAGAAUGUACAUAAGAAGUUGGAGAUCUAAGUUAAAAGAAAAAGGAGCCUGUGAGGCCCAUGAUGGAAAAUACCAAAGCAUGACUGUGCAUCUGCAAUGCGUGACAUCACUGCUAUUGCAUAAGAAUUGUUUUCAUCUGACAAACACUAGUCAGUUGGUGUUUGUUUUGUGUGUUUUUAUAUCUUUGUGAACUAUUUGAUGCCUAGAAAUUGAAACCAAACUAAGUACUUGGUGGUUGAAAGCAUAUGUGGUGUAGAUGCUACAUUAUAGGCAAAUGAUCACACUGAGACAAUGGAAAAAUGCAAAAAUGAAACUUCCAUCAGCAGACGCUUUAAAUGUCAAUGAAUGACAAUUGCAUGACACCCGCCCCAGAGAAUGUCAGCCACAAGAUUUGCAGAAUACCUGUCAAGUUGUUUCGCGCUGACCCAUGUGUGAACACUUGUAUGUGAAGUGCACACUGAAGUAUUUACAGAAGUAAAGAGAGACAGACAGCAGCAGGCCACCACGGUCAAAGAAAGAGGAGCAUGAGGUGGAGAAUUUUUUGCUUCUGCUGACUGGCUGACCUGCAUGUAAUUAGUCAAGUCAUAUUUUUAACUGAUAUUGCGUAAAAGCCAGCUUAAGGAGCAAUAGCUGCCCUAUUUAUACCCUAGGGGCUAAUGGCCUGUACCACUACAUAGGGGGAUUUCCUCCCAGAACUAUACUAAGCCUGCCUUAGGCCGUACCAGUUAGGAUUCACAGGGAUUAACUCAGCAAUACAUUACAGACUUCACAUUGUAGUCUGCCAUACUCUCCUCCUAUUAACUCUGCUCUUGCAAUCUUCAGCAGUUAUAUUUUCAGUUGUCAUGUUUAGGAGUUUAUAUGUGAUGUUUAUUUUUGCUGGACUGUUGAUCUUAUUCAUACUAAAAAAAAAUAGCAAUAUAUUUAUUACUUUAUGCAGCUAUGAGGUGUACACAGCUGUCAUAAGUGAACAAAGAAUCAGUCUUAUGACUCUUUGCAUGCACGUUUUUGUGUACAUGGAGCCUGCCGUGUGUGUGUGUGUGUGUGUGUGUGUCUGUGUUUGUGUGUGUAGGGGUGUUAAUAGUAACUCCUGAGCCAUAAUCUGAUCUUCAUUAUGAUGAACCUGCUGCGGGCAGGGCUGCUGGCUCAUCCUGCUGAAGAAUGGGUCAGUGCCCUGAAGGCUGACCUGGCGUUUUGCCCAACAAGCCCGUAUCACCGUGUCCUUUUAUCAGCUUAGCCUGGCUUUUUGUAGAGUAAUCUGCUGCACAAAGCUAGUAGUACUCCCCCCCCACAACCCACCCCUCCCAUCCCACACCUCAACCUUACUCUACCACCACAGCUCAUCCUAAUAAAUGAGAAAAUUAUAACGAAUGAGAAUGUUUGCUAACUGGUCUACAAAUUAAUCAAGACGCUUGACCCCUACAGCAAAGGGGAUCCAGUGGAUCAGUUGCGAUGUGAUGGUGCGGUUUUAACCCAUUAAAAACCAUCCCAUUGCCUGUCCAGUGCUUGACUUAAAGGGAAUUGUGGGUGCAAAUCAAAACAAAGUUUAUAUAAAUAUAAAGUCUCUCUCUCUCUCUCUCUCUCUCGCUCUCUCUCUCUCUCUCUCUCUUCCUCUCCCCCCCACAUCUUCUUCUCUUGUCUCCUCUUCUCUUCCCUUUGUUCUGAUCUGUUACAUUCAGCAACAAAUUUCUGCUGCAUCAGACGUCCAUCAUAGAUCUUCUACCCAGCCUGAAACGUGAUCGGAUACUUAAUACAAGGCUACACAUGAGGAUGAGGGAGAGGUGGGGGUUGGUUGGGGGUGGGGAACCCCCACACUAAAUGUCAUUUUCUUAAAAAAAUGUAAAAAAAAGUAAAAUGUCCCAUGCUCUCUAAAUCCUCAACUGUAGAGGUCUUUAACCCCUCAUGGUACUUUACACUCCUGCUACGAUUUGUUGGAUGUAGUCUGACUCAUCUGACCUUUCUCAUCUUGGCCUGACCCCGUGUGUGUGUGUGUGUGUGUGUGUGUGUGUAGGUGUGUGUGUGUGAGAUGGACAGAUUAAAUAGUGCAAAGCUAGAGAGUGAGACAAGCAGAAACAGAAGAGACUGAGGAAGAGUACACCAAACGCCUUAGUGCUAUCAUAGUACCAUAAAUGAUUAACACGCAGUGUGUGUUUGUUGUGUUAAUAUUUGUAUAUAUACGUUUGAAUUUGCUUGUAUUUCAAAGCGUGCUACAUAAGUAGAAGACAACAGUCAUUUCUAUACCUCUGUCAUAGUAAAUACCCAGUGAUGAACCCAGUCCUAUUUCUUUCUCUUUCACUAUGACUGGGCUAUUACGUGUAAAUGUCUGUCAAAUACUGAAUAGUGUUUCAUAUAAAAGCUGACUGUGUUCAUAUGAUUUUAUUUACACCUGAAAAUUUAAAUUAUUUCCUUCUUUUUUUUUCCAAUAUGAAAGUAUUGCAUCUGCUAACUGACCUGGCUUUGUUGAUUUUAGUUUAAAAUCUUUUAUUUAAGCGGCAAGUUAUCUUGCAUAAUCAUCCAAUUUAUUGAAAUAAAAAAUAAAAAAAUAUAUGAAAUAAAGGUACAGUAAAUCAGCCAUUGUUUCAGAAAUUGGUUGCUUUUGUGUAUUUUUCAAAGUUGAAAUUUUCAAAACUAUUCGUUCAGCCUCCACAUCUCGUCUCGUCACAUCAGAAAGGCAAUUUGUCACUCUUUUAACUGAUUAGAAGGGCCUUGGCACACCCUUGUAAAUCAUUAUUUACAACUGCCUGCUGCUUGCUAUCUUGUCAGUCACUUACAUAUGUCACUUAUAUGUAAUAUGGUAUGUGUAAUUAUUAGCAACCUAUAGUAGUAUUAGUAAAGUAUAAUGAAUAAGUCUUAAUAUGCAAAAUAAUUGAACCAGUUUUCAAAAUCUGUGAGACUUAUUUUCCGUACAUUUAUUUUUUCUUUUCCGUUUUUUUUAUUAUGUCUUUGCUACACAUACAAGAAAUACCACACUCUUCUACGGUACUGACUGGCACAAAGGAAAUAUAUAUUUAAAAAAUGUAAAAAUAAGUGGAAAUGUUCGUGCAGUGCUUUAUGGUAAAUUACAGAGCGAUUUUUAUACGCCUUCUGUCAUUUCUGUCUGUCGGGCUACAGCCUCUCAUCCAAAUCACAACAGAUACGUCCCCUUGCAAUGCAUUGCUGAAAAAAACCAAAUCUUUUGGAAUGUGUUAUCCUACCUCUGCAGGCAUCUGCCACGAUGGUUUUUUUUUUCUUCUUCUUUGUGAUAUGCAGUGCCAUAAAACCGUUUCAUCUUUUUUCUUUUCUUUCUUUUCUUUCUUUUCUAUUGCAAUGAUUGGCCAACAAGUUACAGUGCAAGCGGUAAAGGCGUAAGUGCGAAUCCAUUCCAGUCAAUCUCCCACAUACAGUAAUGUGUAACUUUGCACUGUUGAAAGUGAUACACCAUAGAAAAAAAGUGCAUAUUUAAUUAUUGCUCUAGAUCAGAAAAAAAUGCAAAUGCACAGCUACAUUUAAGUUUCUUUUUUGUAAACAGCGACACAGGGACUUGUGAUUCAGAUUUUAUGUCCAUGUCCAUCACCAUAAAUAUAGUUUUGCAAGAUAAACUAUGGAUUUUGAGUAUUUCUUCAUAGCUCUUGUUAUAAUUACUGCUCCCGCUGUCAUAAAAAUGGGUUGGAAAGAAAUGCAAGACAAGUGAGAAACAAUUAUAAAAUAAACAUAAUGUAAUACAGCUUUUUUUAACAACUGCAAAUUAUGUUCUGUUUGUGAACUACCUUUGUUCCUACUAUACUUGGUAUAUUUUAUCUUUAUUCAUUAUGGCCUAGUGGAGCAGUCUACCUAAUAAAAAAAAAAUCUAAUUACCUUCAACAUAUUUUUUUCAAUUUUAUUUUUAAUGUAAAAUUUAGUUUCAUUUAAAGUCCUAAUAUAUGCCGUGUUGUUCUUAAUCUGCACCGCCUCAUGAAUUUACCUACAGUCUCUUGUGAUAUGAUUGUGAUACUCAAAUAACCCACAUAAAUUUAACAAUUGCUUUAGCAGACAGCACUCAUGCCCACACAACCUCGAUGCACAUCAUUUUCACUUUGAAAAAAAAAUACAAGUAAUGUUUUCUAAAUGUCAGAGGAGAUGCACUUGGCAGUUGUCGCCUGACUCUGAGAUUGUUUUAAUGUGGCCUUUAGGCUGAUUUUUGAACACACACCUACUUGUCUGAUUAGCUUUCCAUUUCUUUGAAGAUGAGAAGUUAGACAAGAUUAACUUCUGAUGUGCUGUUGGUGGGUACAAAUGGUUUGCUUAUAGAACUGUAAAGGAACAGAAAGAUUUCUUUUUUUCACUUAACCGUGAAUAAUGAUUUGAUUGCUUCAUUAAAUCCUUUUUUCUCUUGUGCUCCACUUUAUGUUCUUGUUUCUGAAUCGCAAUUUUGUGCUGAUAAUUAACAUAAGCUUGUUUGAGAUGAGGUUUGGCCCUGUUUCUUUGACGAGAAUCAGACAGGGUUAUUUGCAUAGUAUUGCGUUUUCAGUGCAGGGCCUGUUUAUUAUUUUUCAGAAGGCUUUAUCACUGACAGGUUUUUGAUUUCUCGCUGUGAAUGAAAUACACUGCUCGCGCCGAUACAGUCCUAAUAAGCCAUACCCGCUAUACCAACACACUUCACUUGUAUCGACUGAAUCACUGAAGCAAAUCAUUCAGAGCUCUCCUGCAGUGCUCCUGUUAGCGUACGAGCUUGAGUAUGAGUGUGUGUCUGUGAGUGUGUGUGUGUGUGUGUGUGUGUGUGUGUGUGCAUACAUAUGAAGUCAAAUCAAAUGUAUUCAUAAAAGCUCUUUGAACAAGCAGGUUCGCCAUAAAGUGCUUUGAUGAGAACAAAGGACACAAAUUCAGAUGAAACUACAGAUAAACAAAAAAGAGCAAGUAUUGUGUGUCUGUGUGUGUGUAUUUGUGUGUGUGCGCGCUUGAUGGAUGUGAGGUUUAGUUUUGAGUCAGAGGCAGCAGCAAAAGCCUAAGUCUGAGAGUGUGUGUAGGAUGAGCCUCCUACCACGUCCCUCCCUGUCUCUCAACAGUCUCUGCCUCCCCUUUAUCCCUCCCUUACUUUAAUGUGGCAGUAUGUCUUCUGAAAUAUGUUCACACGUAUAGAUGAAUGAUUUUCAUUACUGAUUUAUUUUAUUUUAUUUUAUGUAUUUAAGAUUGGGUGUACAGUAUAUAAUCUAUAUGGGCUGCAUCCUCGAUUGUGUGUGCAUAUAUAUAUUUAUAUAAGUGUACACACACAUAUAUAUAAAUAUAAAUAUGUAUACAAUGUAUACAUAUAUGUGUAUGCGUGUGUGUGUAUAUAAGUGUAUGCAUGUUUGUAUCCCUCACAGUGAUUAAAGCAAGUGGGCGGCAGCAGCAACUGGUCUGCCUGUGUGGCUCAGCAUAGCAGACAUGUUUCUCACUGCUAGAUAUUACUCAUUUCCUCAGCCCUUUGCACACACAAGCAUAUACACACUCACUUGACACACACGUACUCAUAUACACAACAGACACAGACGGAUAGCAGGCUCUCAGUUUUUUCCCUCAGUUUGGUGGGCUCGCUGGUGCUAUUUCAUGCGUACAGAGAUCAGAGGCAGUGUGUAGCUGGAAGCUGCUGAUAUCUGCGGGUGUUGUAACUGGCUGUAGUGCUUUGGAGAAGCAGUGUAGCACAGUAAGGAGCUGAGGAGUGGGUUGACCCUCUGGGAGGACUACAAUAUGAAUGACUGCCAACUCCGGGAUGUCUGCUUAGCCUGCUGUAAGGUGAGUGGUGCUUCAGCACAAGAGAAUCCACAGUGAUCUGACAGUGAUGCUGUGUGUCAGCUUUCCCCUCUGUCUGCACCCCUCUUUCUCCCGUGAGGCCCAUGUGACCUAGCCUACACCCAUAAACAGGGGGCCCCCACUGCCGCUGGAGCCCACCCAUGAAUCCCAGCCCUGACCGCGGCAAAGAGUGCCUCCCUCCGAAGAAGAGGGAGUCUCGCCAAGGAUCAGCAGAACACCACAUCCCCCUGGAUGAGUUUAAACCCCCUGUACCUCUGCGGAGUCGGUCCAGUAUAGGGAGAGGAGAAGCCAGUGAAAGGGACCGUGUCCAAGCAAAUCCGAACCCGCAUCUCCUACAUACUCCUCCACCCCUUCCUGCUCCAAUACCAGGCCUCCCUGUGCCCAUACCAUGGACCCUAAGCUAUUCACCCACUGUUUCUCUUCCGCUCUUCACAGGGCAGGUCAGCGAAAGGAGGGGCUCAGGAUCACCCGCUUGGAGAGAUGAUCCUCUUUCCUCAUCCCUGCCCCAUCACUCCAGGUGGCUCAGAGGGGAGGUUCCCCUUUCUCUGCCACCUUCUCCAUCAUCCUCCUCUACUUCAUCCUUUAAGACUCCCUUCCCAGCCAGUCCCAGAGAGAUGUGGUCCUAUAUUAACAGCGGUCGGCGGGACUAUAGCUCCUCUCUCUUUUCCCCAUCAUACCUGUUUGGCCACCACCCUCUCUACUCCCAAGAACCAAGCUUAGUUGAAGUGAGACCCAGGUACUUGGGAAAGCGGCCCAAUGGCCUGGAUGGGUCAGGCAGCAGGACUGCCUCAGCCUCUAGGCCUCUGCUCACAGGAGACUAUGGGAAUGAUAGCAGCAGAGCCCAGCUUGAUAUUAGUCCACACAGCUCCCAUGCCAAUGGUGGACGGCGACAGCAGGAGGAUCUAACAACACGUAUCCAUUCUGGAGGGCCAUUUUUGUCAGACUCUCAAGCUCAGGGGGCCGCUGAGCCACAUUCCUCACUGCAGGAUAGACAUCUGCCUGGAAUAGUUAAGACCAGCUCCAAUUUGCUUUCUCUCAGUCCCCAUCCUCUUGGACCAGACUCCAGGGCAAGUAGAGGGGGACUAUUGGAUCACCUAGGGGCCACACCAGCUGAAACCCAAAUCAUCUACUCCUUGGGAUCGGCAUGUCCCUCCAGCCCUCAGGCUCAAACCUAUCCACUCUACAGCUCCUCAGGAACAAGUCUUUACAGCCUGCACAGGGAGCCAGGCCCCAGACAGCACAACUAUAGGAACUCACCACACUCACCACUGGGUCUACCUAACAGCCAUGACAGGCCACAAAGAGACCAGGACAGAGACCAAGAAAGAGACAAGGUCACACAAAGGGAGAGGGAGCGCAGUACAGAUAAAGAAAAACAGAAGCAAUCACAGUAUGACAAAGACCAAGAAAGAGACAGUGAGCGUGAGAGACGACGGGACAGAGAAAGAGACAGAGGGAGAGAUUUGUCUCCUUCCCAUCAUCACCCAUCUCCCCCUGCACUCCUACCUCACUUCACCAAGGGUUCUUUGAUUGAGCUAGCCAGCGGGCGACUGAAGCGGGUGGAGGAGCUGAGGACUGAGGACUUCCUGAGGAGUGCAGAUAGCUCCCCAGAAUUCCACCUCAGCACCUGCACCGUCCUGCAGAUUUCCCCCAGUAGUACACAAGGCUUCAGUCACCUGCAUGUCCAUCUCACAGACCGCAACACUCAGGAGUUACUGAAGGUCUUGGUGGAGUAUCCGUUCUUUGUGCAAGACAGAGGCUGGUCUUCUUGCUGUCCCCAGAGAACCACACAGCUGUACAGCCUGCCCUGCCGCCAGCUCACAGAGGGUGAUGUCUGCUUGGCCCUCACCCCCACCCCGACCCAUCGGACACACACUCGUACCAGCUCCAGGACCCAUCGCACACAACUACCCUCGAGGGCUGCAGCAGAAUCCAGCAGUUCGCACAGGGAGGAGAUGCCACCACCACCUCCUCCUCCCCCUCUGCCUCAACACCCACACCCAACCGUGCCGGCCCCUCCAAGCGCUCUGGCCCGAGAGCCCUUGGCUAAGGACCAGCAGCGCCCACGCAAACGGCGCUGGUCUGCCCCAGACACCCUUCCCUCAACCAGAACUGAUGAAAGCCUCCUGGAUUUACCUCAUGGCUCCAAGCUAAUGAAGUGGCAGUAGAACUCUGCACAUGCAUACUUACACAUACACAGGCGCACAUACACACCCUCCUUGUCUCUGUUGCACCAACCAAGACAAACAAUGGAGAGACCUCAAGGCAGGGUUGCAGGGAAGGAAAUUUAAAAAAUACAUAUAUAUAUAUAAACAACAGAAAACACAGUUUGCAGGUGUCCAUACUGCUGCCCAAAUGAUAGUCAACUCUAUUAAGGCCCCUUCCUCCACCAUUCUUUCCUUUCAUUACCCUUUUUCCUUUCCUUUCCUUUCCUUUCUAUCCCUCAUAUUUAACUUAGCACAGCCCUGAAAGGAGCAGCAGCUGAAGAUUCUCUGGAUGGCUGCUUACAAACACUGAUGACAUUUAGUGAGACAAUCAAGCACUUGUGUGUUCACUCUGUUUUUGUAAUGGUUGUUGUCCCCCACACCUACUUACCGAAAGUGUUUGCUGCAGGGUAUUUUCAAUCAGUGUUAUGAAAGUUAAUGCUACUGAAGAAUUGCAGAUAUACAUGAACAAAAAUUGACUAUAUAUAUAUUGCAUUACAGGUGUUAUAUACAGUAAAUAUGCUAAACAGAUUUAAUGCAAUCUCUCCGUCAAUUUUGCAAUGCAUUUUUCUUUUCUUUUUCUUCUUCUUUUCUUGCUUCUGAGCCGAUGCCUACGGGUCGGCCUGGGCAGGCAAGGUGAAUGUACGAGCAACUCUUAGCCUUUUUUUAUUCUCAUCACUGGGAGUCAUUUCAAACGGUUGUUCGUCAAGGCAUUACUCUCCAAUAUGUUCUUAACAUUAUCUCUGAGAAAGGGAGAACACUAAUGAAAACUGCGUAACAGACAAUCCCACCCACACAGACAGGUCUGUGCCACAUCGCCUCGACACUCAUGGUGUUUUUCCAUUAAAAACUGAAUGAUGGAAAGAGUAAAAAAGUGCAGUAUGGCUGAAGAGUAAUGGUGCUAAUAACACGUUGGAACAUGAUGCUUUGUGAAUACUCUUGACCCCUGUGUACUGUACGCUUUUGUUCCCAUCUCAUUUUUUAUGUACUGUAUAUGUUUGAAGGCAGGGAAAAUGAUGAAAGUAUUUUAAACUCAGAUACGGGUAUUCUCUGAUUCAGCACACUCUCUCACUUUAGUUUGUGGUUUUUUUUUAUUUUCAAAAAUUUGAUUUUUCUUUUUAAAUGUUAUAGCUACAAAAAAUGUAUAUUUUUAAAAAUUGUGAAUGUUAUAUGAUGUUGGC
Molecule: messenger RNA, 14910 nt
Organism: Haplochromis burtoni (Burton's mouthbrooder)
Lineage: Eukaryota; Metazoa; Chordata; Actinopteri; Cichliformes; Cichlidae
Product: ataxin-1-like
Exons: 3
Coding region: 11666-13693 (675 amino acids)
Biological process (GO): negative regulation of transcription by RNA polymerase II; nervous system development
Cellular component (GO): nucleus
Molecular function (GO): RNA binding; protein binding
Source: RefSeq, a predicted model, not a curated record